AUGCUGUCGCUGAAGGCGUCCAGGGCGGACAACUUCUACUACGGUAGUGUAGAGGACGAGCGAAUCAAGAAGAAACAGGAGGAGAAAAAAAGAAAAAAAAACAAAAAGGAUUACAGCGAAAUCAAAUUUGAAGUGCCAUACACCAUUAUAUGUACCAAAUGCAAAGCGUAUGUUUACAAAGGGGAGAGAUUUAACAGUCAGAGAAGACAAGUGGGCUUCUACUUGAGUACCCCAUUUUAUUCCUUCUCAUUUACGUGCAAGAAAUGCCAUAAUGAAAUUGCCUUUGAAACAAAUCCGAAGGAUUGCUCGUACGAUAUCAUCCAGGGGGCCAGAAAAAAAAACGAGCAGUUCGAAAAUGUCCUAACAGAACAGGGACGCAAUAAUGUUAAUUCCAUCGACUUUGAAAAAAAUAAGAAAAAAAAAAUCAACCCUUUUCUGCUGUUAGAAGUUGAGGCCCUCCGAAGGAAGGGGCGCCACGGUGAACAGGAUACCCAGUGGAGUCGUGAGGAAGCCACAGACAGGGGUGAAAAAGUCACAGACGGGGGUCAGGAAGCCACACACGGGGGGAGAAAACCAGCUACUUCAGACGCACACGAGGAACUUCCCAGCGAUCACUCCUCCGGAGGGGAACUGCCCCAUGAGGAUCGCUCGAAUGAGGAGGAGGAGGAGGAGGAGGAGGACGACUCCCCAAGUGAAGAACACAUGAAUGACGUUAUCAAACAAAACUACCGACGAAACCAUAUGAUGAAAAAUGACUUCUCUUGCAACAGCAAUCUGAGGAAGCAGUUGAGGGAGAUGAAGAGGGAGAAAAUUCAGCAACUUGAAGAGCGCAAGCGGAAAAAUAUUUUUAUAGAUAUUGUGGAAGGGGGGGACCCCCUGGAGGAGCUGCUCGUAAAGAGGUAUGUGCGGUUUGGGGAGAAAUUCAGGAGGGGCAGAGGCGCCCAGGGAGAAGGCACCCAGGGAAAGGCCACCCAGGCAGAAGGCACCAAAGCGGGAGGCGCCAAAGCAGGAGGCGUCCGCCCCAGUGGUCACCGCAGUAAGGACCGCUCAGGGUAUGACCCCCCGAUUAAACGCAAACUUGCAAAGAAUAACUUAAUAAAAAAAAAAAAGAGUAGCAUAUUUGACAAGAAGUACCUCAAAAAGGGGAGGUAA
Messenger RNA from Plasmodium inui San Antonio 1, 1152 nucleotides. RefSeq lists its product as hypothetical. Gene Ontology annotation, biological process: mRNA splicing, via spliceosome. The transcript has a single exon. The record is from RefSeq and is a predicted model, not a curated record. The coding region runs from base 1 to 1152 and encodes 383 amino acids. Gene Ontology annotation, cellular component: post-mRNA release spliceosomal complex; U2-type spliceosomal complex. Lineage: Eukaryota; Apicomplexa; Aconoidasida; Haemosporida; Plasmodiidae.